Serpula lacrymans var. lacrymans S7.9 is the source of this 2517-nucleotide messenger RNA. RefSeq lists its product as uncharacterized. The transcript is spliced from 16 exons. Gene Ontology annotation, cellular component: cytoplasm. The coding region runs from base 1 to 1980 and encodes 659 amino acids. Lineage: Eukaryota; Fungi; Basidiomycota; Agaricomycetes; Boletales; Serpulaceae. The record is from RefSeq and is a predicted model, not a curated record.
AUGCUACUACAGCCCCCUGAUGGCCCCCUGGUUUUGGGUGUCGCGUUAAUAGACUUCAAUCAUUUGGUGGGACCAAAGAUAGAGUUCUACAAAGGGGAUAUAUUUGAAGACGAAGAAGUGUCUAAAAUUCUCCCCUUCUUGGCGUUACCAGACGGCGCUCAUAUGUCACUUGAAGACUAUUCCUACUUUCAUUUAGUACCCUCAUCACCAAAUCCUAGCACAAUUUUUGGGAUAUCAUGCAAUCGACAAAUACCGGCGUCUACUCUCCUGGUAAAAGAUGCCGAUGUCACUCGGUCAAUUGUACAGAAAGCUGUUGUAGUACUAGUAUCGAGGCCAGUCUUUGGUCCAAUACGUGAUAAGUUGGGCGUCGUGACUCGGGCUUUAUUCAAUCAAAGGGAUUUUCGGGAGACUAAUAUUCUAGUCGAUUUUAUCUCUUCUCUUGAAACUUCAUUGCGCACACAACUUACUGAAAGUGGCCUUUACAUGGGUGAACGGGAUUUCGUACACACAUUCCGCCAUCGAACGCUUGUUCUAGUCAAAGCUCUCAUCCUUCAGAAGAAGAUCAUAUUUUUUGGCCAUCCUGUAGAGCGCUUGUGUAAUUAUCAAUACUCCUUAAUAUCCCUUAUACCGGGCCUACUGCAGACGCUCGAUGAUUGUGGCUCUCCGCCUUUAGCAUCGCGCGCUCCUACACUAAGCCGGCCCUCUUCUCUGCGAACAUCCGACCGAAAAAGUAUGAUGGCAUACAUGGGACUCCCAUUGGAUGUCUUCGGCAAGGAUGCAUUUUUCCAGCCGUACUUACCUCUCCAGCAGAUUGAUCUGCUCAAGGACUCGCAAAGCUGGCUAUGUGGGAGCACCAACUCAAUCGUAACUCAGCAAAAAGAAAUCGAACUUCUUAUCAACACGGAAAAUGCCACGCUGGAGUUUCGUGACCCUCGACUGGAACGAGUAGCUGGCUUGACUGCUGCAGAUAGAAAAUGGAUGGAUGAAAUAGUGAGGGAUGUUAAUGAAGGGUGGAGCGAAAGUGAAGCUACCAGUCCAACUGGAAUACAUUUCAAGGGUAGUGAUGACUAUCUUAGAGCCAAAUUCGAGGAGUAUAUCUUUGCGGCCUUGGCUUCUGUGCGAUAUCGGGAGUUUCUAAUCAAAGGAAAGGGCGGUGGCGUCAUUAUAGCAGGGGGACCAGAUGUCAAUUCCAUCGAGGAUUUCAAUCCUUUAUGGAUCACCGAGUUCAUGAAAACGAAUGCCUAUCAAGUAUGGGACAGAACGACAGAUCCUAUGCUGUUUGACAUCGUGGAACCAAGACAUCCCUGUAACGAGAAACCUUCUGUUGUUGCAGACAUCGGACUUCGACUCUCAGAGGGUAUACAGGAGUUAAAGUUGGAUCAGCAGCUAGCACCUACCCGUGAAGCCAUUUCGCGAACCCUGACCGCUGGGUCGACAAAUUUCUUCAAAGCUGUGGAAGGUGUCAAAGGCCGAUGGGGGCAACGCACCCCGAGCUCGGUCUCUACCUCAGAUAUUUCCAGUGUUCCCAGCACCCCAGUUACUCCUGUCGUUAUAUCCAAAUCAGAUGCCGAUUUCCCUACACAGGAAACUGUGGUUGACAUGAAGCGGCAGACGUCCAGAGAGUCGAGUGGCAGUGGAGGCGGAACGCGACCUGUCAGCGUUACGCAGGCUGCCUCAGAGACGAAGGCUGCGUUGGGAGCAUGGGGAGCUGGUAUACAGUCAUUUUGGUCGACGAGGGCCGCAAGGUUUUCUCAGCGGGGCAGUGUCACUAGCUUUGCGUCUACCACACCCAUCGCGACUCCGGUACAAUCUCCCGUGUCAGAAACGUCGUUCUCUCACAGUCAGUCGUUUACGGCUGUGACUACAGUUACCGAACUACCUGAACAUGAUGAGGAGGGGGCACAUGUUCAUGUCGAUCUCGAAGAGGUACAUACCAAGGACCAUAUGCCUGCGGAGGAGCCAACAGGUAUGGCGCUAUGAAAAGGGACCGGUCGCCCUCAGUAUUUGUCACAUUUUUUGUACAGACUGUCCAUAGUUGCAUGUUAGCUUUCACGUAGUAUACUCUAACCACAAAAUAGAUAUAAUCUGCUUGUGGAGAAAAUAUAUGGUGCUGUGGCAUGGCUUACUACUGGCGUAAGCAGUGGUUACCAUCAUAUAGCAAUUGCUGCAAUAAGAAACAUAGUAAAUUAUCUCCUCUUUUUCAUCUUUUCCACUCCCCAACCAGUAACAGCAAUCAAAGCAGCACCGGCGAAACAUGUUCCAGCGUAAACAAUCAUCUUCUCGAAUUUUCCACCGCCUACAUUGAAUCCGUUUUUUUGGUGGUCGAAGUUGGUGACGUUACCGUUGAAAAGGGAGGUCGAGAUAGGGGUUGAGAGGACAUUUCCAAGGCCUCUAGAUAGCAAAAAGUAUCCGAAGAGAGAAGUCGAAAGGCCCGGAUCGUCCUUGGCGAAAGGUUUUACAAAGCCGGUCCAGAGCGACGUCCACCCUCCGGCGAGGGUCCCAUACGCGAUACCAAAU